CUCUCUGUUGUCCCUGCAGCGUGGGUCCUGCCACCGCCACCGCCACCGCCACCACCACAGUCCCAGCGGCGGAGCGUUGAUGCAGCUGGUGCACGAUGUACAGUGUGGAGGACCUCCUGGUUUCUCACGGGUACAAGCUGCCGAGGAAGCCCCUCGCGCCGCACGAGGGUGACUGCGAGGGCCGCCAGCCAGCAAGGGCCAGGGCGCGGGCCGGCCCCGGGCUGCUGAACGGGUGUGAGGAUGGCCCCGCCAGCUGCCCCCGUGGUGAGACGUCGCUGGGAAAGGGGCGAGUGAGCGACCCUGAGAGCAGUCGCCGCCGACCGAGGGUCCACGGGGAGCCCCCGGACGCUUCUGCUCGCAGGAUCUCUGAGGCCGGGUUUUAUCAUCAGCCCGUGCUAGCGUGGUCCUCCCAGCCCCUGGCCGGUCGCAGCCACACCUACUGGCGGAGGAGAGAUCAGGAGGGCAGCGGCUUGCUGGGCCCACGGGACCGGGAAGACGCCAAGGUCCGAGGCAUGGCCCAGGCCCACAGCCUUCCGGAGCGCAUGAGGGAGGGGCCCCGGGAAGUCGGAGGAAGGACAGAGGAUGUGAUGAGGAAGGUGGUCUGGGAAGAAGAGCUGGGAAUGGCGGGUCCUGCCAAGUGGCAGAACGUAGGCCCCGGAAGCUGGAACCAGCCGCGGAAAUUAGGGAGGCAGAUGUCUGAUGGUGUCGGGGAGAAGCUGUUUCAAGACCUGCACCCUUUCGUGCGUGGGGAGCACAUGUUGAGCAAAGGGAAAUCCCAGUCUUUGCCUCGAGUUCUUUCCCCUGAGAGCCUGAGCUGCAUCGACAUUCCCAUCCCGUUAAGCGACGGGCCUUUACCGGCUGUUCCUAAAGGGCCAUUUCAUUCUCCAAAUUGUGUGCCUGACUUGGAAGCCGCCAGGAACCCCGAGAAGGGUGGCUCCUCAGCCCCCUCACCCCGGCCUAAGUUUGGGAGACCCAUCAAGCCUCCAUCCUAUGACUCCCACCAAUACUCCAGGGCCGGAGCGGAGAUCAGCGACCUCACAGCCAGCCAGCCGCCCGACCCACGCGUGUCCCACCCAGCCAAGACUGAAGACGCGAGGCAGGAGCUGGGGGUACCUGACCCCGGCCUGGAGCCCCCUGGGUAUGUGCCUCCGCCCUCGUACCGGUCCCCGCCCCAGCCUGGCACAUACCCCUGCUCGGAGGAUGCAGCGCCCCGGCAUGACGGUGGUGGCUGCCGGGCACAGCCACAUUCUGGGGAGAAAGCUGGUGCCGGCGGUCGGCUCCUUCCGGGCUCCCUCGGUGCUGGGCCUGAGUGCAGCCCAGGCCCCCACUCACCUCGCGGGGUCCCUCCGCAACCCCACCCCACCACUGCUUAUGGCUCCGUCCUUUACAUUCCCUUUGAUGACCCUCGGAUACGACACAUUAAACUAGCCCGACCCCAGGGUUUCUGGGAAGAAGUGAAGCUUGAUGGUCAGCCCUGCCUAUCUGGUCCCGCCCCUGCCCCAGAGCCAGCGUGGGGGAGCCUGCGGUGUGAGGGUGCCGCUUGGAACCCAUCAGGGAAUGAGAGGGACCCCGCCCCUGCCACUCCCAGCCCCCCAUGGCUGUGGGGCCAGCCCCUCAGUGAUGGAGAAAAUGGUGGCUUUCCUGACCAAAGAGACCACUGUGUUAUCACACAGAGACAGCGGUCCGACGUGGGGGACGGCCCACUAGGACUCCCUGAAAGCCACGUUUCCUCCCUAAACCCUGCAGGCGAGAGUACCUGUGAAACUCAAACCCAGCUCAGAAAGUUUGAAACUGGGAUGCAGAUCAAGAAAAGUUCAAAGAAAAAAAUGAACGAGACGAUAUUUUGUUUGGUUUCUGUCCCAGUCAAAUCAGAAUCAUAUCUGCCAGAUACAGAUACGAACAACAAUGACUUAAAACCGAGCGUGGAUAAAAAGAACGGGCCCGAUAAGAGCACGGCUUUGCAAGAACAGAGUCUGCUCAGCUUGUCCUCCACUGACCUGGAGCUACAGGCACUCAUGGGAGGCCUGGCUGGGAGAACAGAGCCCCAGAAACAAGACCUGGGGCGGCCCGGAGGAGACAGGCACACAGACGACCUCAGGUUCACUCACCCUGCAAAACACAGAGAGCUCACGUGUCGUGGCUCGUGGCCUGGGCACCAGUACAGAGACCAGCAAACACAGACCAGCUUCCCUGAAGAAUCCCAAAGCCCGCGGCCCCUCCCCGGGGAGAAGCCGGGCGGGUCGCCUGACCCAGUGCUAACUCUAAAAUGUCUGGACCCUGUACCCUUCGAAGUGCAGAUGCAGGUGGCAUUGGCUUCCAGCGACCUGACCCACAGGCCUGGGGCUCAUCCCCUGAAAGGUCAGGGGUCCCUCAGCCCAUCCAACAACAGUGCUUUCUCCAGGGCUUCCUCGUGUGUCAGCCAGGCACCCGUGCCUAGAGCCGGCCAGGCACAGCCCGGCGUGGACAGCCGUGGGCGUGGCACCAGCCCCGUGUCCAGGGGUGAGGUGGUCAAGGGGGAGACCACGGGCCCCUGCAACAGUCAGCAGCUCUUCGGGCAGUUCCUCCUGAAACCUGUCAGCCGCCGUCCCUGGGACCUGAUUAGCCAGCUGGAGAGUUUUAACAAGGAGCUUCAGGAGGAGGAACCAAGCAGCCGCAGCAGCAGCAGCAGCGAAGAUGGUGAGACGGGGCAGCCCUGGGAAGGCCGUGCCGGCCCUGCAGCCCAGCACGCGGGCUGCUGCGAGGACGGAGUUGAGGAAGCGCCGAGGAGGCUGGUGGCCGAGGACUCCGAGCCCUGGUGGGGAAGAGUCACGAGUAAGUCCGAGAGCUGGAGCAAAGAGCAGAAGCCUCGCUGCCGCAGCCCAUUGCAGGCGGAGGGCAGCAGAGGAGCCGCGUGGCUGUCACCACCAGGAAGCUCCAUCGCAGGGGAGGGGGACCAGGAGGUGGAGGAUGGAGUGACCGAGCCAGCAGUCAGCCCAGGACCUGCGAAACAAGUAACGUCUUCUAGAUUAAGUGAUGCAAUGCCAGUGUCCCCAGUGGGUCCAGCAGAAGCAAGGGAGCCCCUGCUGAGUCAGGAACCCCCUGGUGGUUUAAGUGCCCCGGAGCUGAGCGAGGCCAGCCCUUCAAGAGCUGGUGGUGGGGAGCAGGGGAGCUCUGGGGUCCUGGUCCCCCUCUCUCUUACCGGCAAACUCCGAGGCCUCUCAGCACCGGACUUGAGAUCUGUGGGGCUGACACUGGCGCAAGAGUGGAGCACCAGCACGGUAGCAGGGUCCUCGGGGGAAGCCAGUGCAAUAGAAAUCCCCCCGAAUGAGUCCCUCCAAGCCAGGGCUGCCAGGAUCCUGGGCAUCGAGGUGGCCAUGGAGUCCCUGCUGCCGGGCGCCGGGAGGGCGGGGCAGAGCCAGCACCCUGAACCCGAUGGAGGCACCCACGGCCCCGAGUCCCCUGGACAGGAGUCUGUGUCCAGCCCGGCCUGCCGGGAUGAGCCCUUGGCAUCCACCGACGCCUUUCACGGCAGGAGGAAGUGCGGCUGGACCACAAGCCCUCUCUUCGUAGGAGAGAGGGAUGUCCCCCGACGGGCUCCCCAGGCUUCUGAGCCCAAAGGGGUGGACGGGGACACCCUCAUCCCCAGCCAGGCCCCCGAGCCUCAGCCCAGCCUCCAGGAGCCCCAGCCCUUCCAUCCCAAGGACGUGGGGACAAAGCCACCCUUCAGGUCCACCUUGUUCCAUUUCAUAGAGAGGACCCCCAGCUUGGCAGCCUCCGAGAAGAGGCUCCGAAGCACUUCCAAAGUGAUUGAAAGUUUACAGGAGAAACUGGCUUCCCCCCCGAGGAGGGCAGACCCCGACCGUCUGAUGAGGAUGAAGGAGGUGAGCUCCGUGUCUCGGUUGAGGCUCCUGACCUCCCGCGGCACCGAGUCUGCAGAGGAGGCCGAGGAGCCGACGGCCGAGAAGAGCUCCAGGGUGCGACCUCUCAACACCGGGCACCUGCUCUCCGAGUCCAGGGGCGCCUUCCCGCUGGGAGAAGACGGGCAUCCGGUGGCACGACGGGAGGAGAAUGGCGGGCAGGACUUCUGGUGCCCAGAUUCCUACGACCCUAGCAGGGUGGAGAGGGUGUGACGAGAUGCCAGUGAAACACAGGGUCCCUGUGGUUGGCUGAUGGCGUGAGGUCUGAGUCCGCCCCCAGCCCCUCUUGCCCCGUAAGAGCUGGGAGCUGCUGGCUUUUCCUGCGCUGCAACAUCCUUUCCCAUGGCCGCCAGGAAGCUCACAGCCCUCCAGAAUCGCUUUAUGGAAAUAAAGCGGUAGUCCACUGAAACCAUCUGUUUCCAUAGCACGAAGAGUUAAUACCUGUAUUUAGGGAAGAGUCACAGAGACUCUCCUUAGUGGUGGGUUUAGCCAAGCUGGUAAGUAGUUUGGUGUUAACUUGGCUGUGUGUGAAAAAUUCAAAUGCCGACAAUGUAGUGAAUGAUUUUGGAAGGACUGAAUGUCAGAAGUUCCCCCUCGCAGCCCCAUGCCCGCGGUCCACGCUCGUGUUCAGGAGCUUGGCACGGAGGCCGCUGCUGGAGUUUCAGCACUUUUGAGUUUCGGGGAAAUGUGAAUGCAUAUAUAUGAUCCACUUCUAAUCCAUCUGGCCUUCUGCUGCUGGAAGUCACUUUACUUAUAAGUCAUUUGCCAUCAGAGAGUAAAAGCGAUAGCUUUUAAGUUCCUGAAGGAUUCAGCCUUGUGCUGUAACAUAGUAAGAGUGUUAUUUAUCUGGCAGUGAAGUACUUUGAUCGUUUGCAACAUGCCAUCGUCUGCUUUGCACUCAGUAUUAUCUAUUUUUAUUUCCUGUAUGGAUGUUUAGAAAUUCUUUAUAUGAAAAAUAAUUGCCGGUUUAAAAGAAACCAUUUUAACAAAGUAACUAUAUUUCUUUUUACAAAAAAAUGCUAUUUUUCUAUGAUGUAAACAGUUGUUAGGUGGCAGAUUUUUAAGGAAGUUUAUUGUAUUUAAGAGUCUGUGUCCCUUUGUGUGAGAAGAACCCAGAGAGGGUUCACAUUUGCUGUAAAGCAUAUCCACCCGACCCAUUCACAACUCUGCUACUUUUAUUUGAGAAAGAGAUGUCAGUACAGACAUUUCUCAGGGUUAAUAAAACUAACUUUACAGAAAGAAAAAAAAAUUUUUUUUUAACAAAUGUAGCUGUUAAGGUUAUAUCUGAAAAUAACCCUCUUAAAACCAGCCAACAUCCUUACGACAAAUUUUCGCUGCCAUAUCCCCUAGAAUUACCAAAAACAGUUUCAUUUUUGUACAUCUAUGGCGGUCUGCCCUAAGACCAUACUAUACCCACCCACUUUAAAGAAAUAUGUAUUUUUAUCUAGAAUGAUCCUUAAUUAGUGUCCGCAUAUUUUUGAAAGUGCUAGACAUUAUAUGUAUGCCAAUACAAAAGUACUAUGAGGCCUGUGUAUUCUACUGUGUUUACUAUUGCAUUAACCUGCACAAAGUUUAUGCAUUUUGUAUGCAUUUGUCCCUUCUUUCCAAGUAAGGCAUUCUUGUGAGCUAACGUUUCCUGAAUGGUUUCUGGUCUCCCUCCUUUUCCUCUCCUUUUAGUUUUUCUUCUCUCUCUCUCUCUCUCAACCACCUUAGCUAUUUUUAGGCGUUUCAAAUUCCUAAAAUGUGAACUGUUGGAUGGUCUGCAUUUUGGCCCUAAAACGACUCUGGGCUUUCAUGGCCUGUUUUUAUCUGUACCAUAUGAUUUUAUUUCAUCAGAACUUCAUGUAUUUGGACUGUAAUAAACAACACAGAAUCUAAGCAGUUCUGAACAAUCUUUUCAAACCCUCUUGUCUGUGGUCUUGGUUCUUACCUAUUACUCACAGUCACUCCUUCCCAGAUUUUGGCUCCUGCGAAGUUAGAAUACUCUCUGCUUUUCACAGCCCGCUGAGAUGGGCCGGGUCUCUGCCAGCAAUGGUGGAAACAGUUUUUCCCAGGAAAAAUUCAGGAGGGAAGAGGUCACUUGCUCGGUUGUGGUUGGUGUGCCCUAGUAGAGCUAAGGACGUACAAGCAUAUGAAUGUUCUGACUUCCUCUCAGAUUUCCUUGAUCCCGUCUAAAACGUCUUUUCAUCAAAAGAACUAAGUUAUAGCUUAUUCCUCAAGAGAAAGAGAAGGACACUAAAGGGAAGAAAUUAUGGUACCCGGUGUGUAUCACUAACCAAAACAUGGCAUUCUCAUUUUUUCUGAAAUGGCUAUAUCGUCCAUCCCUGAAACUAUUCUGAAAACUUCAUGGAAGUGAUCAGUAUUUACACCUUUACCCUUAAUGUCUGGAUUCCAGCCCCUUUUUUGGAGGGGGUAAGUUGGAAAAUUUGACUUUUAAACUUUUAAACUUGCAUAUUCUGAGAUAAAUAAUAUUGUCGUCUCUAAUCAAAAGUGGCCUUCCCAGAGGUUUGGAACUUAAUGCUAAUAAUUCUUUGACUAUUUCUGUUGUUCAUACAUACACGACUCUCUCUUCAUUUGUGGCUAGAACAGAAGUUCUCAGAUUUUGUGUUUGUCCUUCUUUUUCUCAUUCAUAUGACUUACUGGUGUUUCAUAAUUAUAAAAAAUCAAUUAAAAGUUCUAAUUUUGACUAUUUGGACUAAAAAAUUAUAUGAGGAAUCACAUUUGAGAUGUGUUUGUGUUUCUUGAUUUGCCAAAGAAGGGGGAAAUGUUGGUAAUAUAGCUCUAAUUACCUUCCUUUGAAGAAGAUUCCUGAAUGAUUGAAAACCAGGUAUCUUUUUUUUUUCAGUGGAGGUGCUAGGGCUGGAACUCAGGGCCUCACUCACACUGAGUGUGCGCCUCUGCCCCUGAGCUGACCCCCCCCCCCACUGAAAACUCAAUGUCUUUAUUGUUGUUUUGAACUUUACGUUUCUGCAAAGCACAGAGAACUGUCUGAGGAUGUGCAGCUCCUGACACCUUCAGGGUUCUUUUCCACGUUGUUCAUAACAAUUUGGGUUUCUUUUUAAAAACGUCCCUUAGAAAUGUACGUGCUUUCCAAGAUCCUGGUUCCCGUCUGAGGCUUAGGUUUUGAUUCACGUGGAAAGUCUAAGUAGAUCUUUUUUUCUGUUCCGUCUGACAGUUGGUAAAGGGCUGUCGUUUUGAAGUUCAAGCGUUUAAACUCAAAUGACUCUGAAACAGGACCCUGACCGCCUUUUCCAGCUCUGAUAGCUGGUUUAGGGCUUCUGGGGAAAGGUAUGAAGUGGAUCCACUGUUGACACAAGUGCCUCCCAGCUCCAAGCAGAAAGGGCGGCUGGUAGAUAAGAUUAACCCACCACGGAAGGUUAGGUUAUGUUUGUAUGUUUUGGCUAUUCUUUUGUUUUGUUUUGUUUCAAAUGACUAAAUAACCCACAAGUAAGUGUCAGAUUCACAGUCUCUUAGAAACUGACCAACACAGCGGAAUUCCCUCUCUCUGAACAUCUGUGCUUAGGGCUUGUAAGCAACUCCCUCGUUCUGACCGUCACUGCUCUGCAGCUCCGUCUGUGUGUGUGGCGGGGCUAAGGGAUGCAGCUUGAGGAAUGGAGGGAAGGGUGGGAGGGUGUUUCUAAAGCUGAACCCCUUACAGGCCUGGGGGAUUUUCGCAUUUUCUUUCCGUUUUGUUUUGAACUGCAGAUUCUGUACAUCUGUUUGUGGGAGGAGGGUGGCCACUUAAGACAGGACUUAAGAGACAAUUCCCAGUGACCUUUAAGAGUCAGCCUGGUGGGAGGUCCUUUUCCAGGAGUGUGGGUUGGUCGCCUCUGGGACCCACCAAGUGCAGAAAGGGAGGUGAUAAAAUAACGUUAAAGAUGGAAGGGUCCCCAGCCUGCAUGUUUUGUUAAAAAAAGAAAAUGGGAGUGCUGAAGACUGUCAUUCAGAUUGUGGCCUCUUGAAAAGUUUGGCAGGGUGUAGCUAACUGCCCACUGGGUCGGUCUGGGCUUCAUGGUCAGCGCAGGGAGGAGGAUGGAGCGUCUGCAGAUCCCUGCCCUUGGCUCUGAGAGCCCCUGUCACAGCGUGUGUAUUGCAGAGGACAGGCAAGCCCUUGCUCUGUGGCCCCUGCUCAGUGACUGAACUUGAGCCCACAGGCCAGUCCGGACUGUCGAGCUGUUCAUCCCAUUGCCUUGACCGGGGGUAAGGAGGACGCUCUCCCCGUGAGAUGACCCCCCUUCCCUGGGCUUGCAGCUCGGCCCGAGGAGGGGGCAGCACCAUUUCCUCCUGCCCUUCAUCCCGUGCACAGCAGGGCCGCGACGUGCACUGUUCACUAGCACGGGGCUGAGGAAGCAAGGGCCCGUCCAAGCUGAGAUGCACGUGGCAGAAGUUAGACAUGAAAACCAGAUGUCCCCGCCGUGGAGAGGAGCAGUAACCUACAGGUUAGGAACAUCAGCCAGGCCCUCUCGACUGGGCCGGCUGGAAGCCGAGCCCUCACCCUGGGGCCCCUCAGGAUGGCCAGGCAGAAUCAUCUCAAAAAAACAAAAACAAAAACCCAGAAACAAACAAACAAAACACUUGGGAAACUUGAAGGCAAGGCCCUGUAACCCCCCAGAGACCCUGAGCGAGCAGAGGUGAAGGGGAGACCCUGAGCGAGCAGAGGUGAAGGGGAGACUAGGGACACCAGCCGGGCUCAGAUGACUGUCUUUGAGGGGCUCUGGUGUGUCUCUGCACAACGUAAAGACUUGUUAUUUCGGUAUGGUUGACCCGCUCAGUAACACACGUCUUCCAAAUAAAGAUUUUGCCUGAAA
Vicugna pacos (alpaca) is the source of this 8704-nucleotide messenger RNA. NCBI's taxonomy places the organism in Eukaryota, Metazoa, Chordata, Mammalia, Artiodactyla, Camelidae. The record is from RefSeq and is a predicted model, not a curated record.